GUUACCUACAUGUCCAGGAGGACGGAGUUAUCGGUCCAAUCUGGUUGUUUGUUGUGGGGGAGACGUAUCAUUAUUGCACCACCAUUGAAAUCACAGAUGUUAGAACAGCUACAUUCCAGUCACUGUGGAAUAGUGCGCAUGAAGGAAAUUGCACGAUGCUAUUUUUGGUGGCCUGGAUUGGACAGUGCUAUUAAAGAGAAGGCAAAAGCUUGUAUGUCAUGUCAGGGUGUGAGGAACGCACCCAAGUGGGCACCCCUACACCCAUGGGACUGGCCUGAAAACCCGUGGCAACGUAUUCACAAUGACUUCACUGGCCCCCUUGAACGAAGCGUGUUCUUGGUGGCAGUAGAUGCCCAUUCUAAAUAGCCAGAAGUCUCUAUAAUGCAGUCCACUACUGCAGAGAGUACUAUCCAAAAACUAUGGGGACUUUUUAGUCGUUUUGGUCUGCCAGAACAACUUGUGAGCGACAACGGACCGCAGUUCAUCUCUCAGGAGUUUCAAAAUUUUAUGAAGGCAAAUGGGAUACACCACAUCACAUCAGCACCAUAUCAUCCAUCCACCAACGGAUUAGCUGAAAGAUUUGUGCAGACAAUGAAACACGCUUUGAAAUCAGCAAGGGGACAACACUCCAUUCAAAAGCAUCUGGAUACCUUCUUACUUUCCUACAGAAACACACCUCAUGCUACGACUGAAUGUACAUAUGUGAAAUUAAUUGGUUUUUCAGUGCUGAAAAAUGACUUCAUAUUUAUUCUUCAGCCGGUGCCCACAUAA
Molecule: messenger RNA, 771 nt
Organism: Gopherus flavomarginatus (Mexican gopher tortoise)
Lineage: Eukaryota; Metazoa; Chordata; Testudines; Testudinidae
Exons: 2
Biological process (GO): DNA integration
Molecular function (GO): nucleic acid binding
Source: RefSeq, a predicted model, not a curated record